AUGGGUGGAGCAUUUACAAAAGAAAUAUAUCCACUAUGGCUCUUUCUUCUCUACUUCUUUGCUGUAACAGCUUCAUGGAUUUGGAAAGGACUCCAGAAAUGCAAGGAAUAUCUUAUUGCAGGAUCCUGUCUGAAUGUAUCUAUGAAUAGCUCUGACUGCAUUUGGACAACGGCCUGGGUUCCGACCCUUCCUUCCUAUCGACCUUCUCCCCGUAGUCCAAAUUCGAGAUAUUUGCAUCAUUUGUCUAUCUCUGAUCUAAUUAUGCCAGGAACGCGUUGUUGGAAUAAAUGCCUUCUGUUGACCCUCUUUGAUCCGAUCUCUGCCAUGGCUGUUGGUAGGCUACCAAUUUCAGAUGAAUCUCAAAAAGUAUAUCUCUGGAUUCCCUCUGCUUCUGGGAGGUUCAGCACUUUUUCGGCCUACCUUUCUAUCUUGAAUAAUGAUUUCACUGGAUCCCAUCUGUCUCCUUUGUCAUCUUUUUGGAGGGAUAUCAGGAAACUUCAACUAACAGAUCGACUCCGAAUUUUUAUUUGGAAAAUAGCUUGGAAUAUUUUUCCAACUAUUCAGCGAUUACAGCCAAUUAUUCCUACACAUCGUCCAGAUGCUUUCUGUCCUCUCUGUAAGGGAGGACCUGAUUCCCUUCGGCAUCUUUUCUUUCACUGUCAUUUUGCAAGAGUAGUUUGGCGUCUCUCAUCCUGGCCUCUUGAUUCUACCACAUUGGAUUCCCCACACUUAUGUGACUGGGUGCGAGUAAUUUUAUAUCCUGAGGCUCUUCUUCAUAUUCCCUCUUUGGAAUUACAUCGUUUUCAGGUAUUUGCAGCUGUAGCUUGUGAUCUUCUUUGGUUUCAUCGCAAUAAAGCUUACCAUGAAGGCAUGUCCUUUGAUGCUCGUAAUCUUGCUAGGCAAAUAGUCACUACUUAUCAUCAACAUUGUGAUGCAUGGUCUGCCAAGUUACGCCCUACGCUGGAAAAAUGGAUUCGUCCUCCAUUAAAUUGGCACAAGCUCAACUUUGAUACUGCCAUUCGUGAUUCAUUUUCCUGUCAAGCUGCUAUCUGUCGCAAUCAUGAAGGCAGAUUGAUAGUUAUCAUUGCUUUACAACAGCCAUCUAUUGUUCAAGAUUGGCGUAUCACUGACAUCAUUCACCAAACGCUAGACAUGUUCCCUCCUGAUUCUUCUUGGUCAGCUCGGAAAGUCAAUAGAAGUGCAAACUUCGGUGCCCAUUAUGUGGCACAUUGGGCCGCAGCUCAAUUUUCGUCAAGCAGCAUUCCCACCCUUUCCUCAUCAACUUAUUCCCCUACUACUCAGUUUGUCAGUGUUGCGCUUGAUCCAAAUCUAAGGAACUCUGUUGUUUAG
Molecule: messenger RNA, 1350 nt
Organism: Alnus glutinosa
Lineage: Eukaryota; Viridiplantae; Streptophyta; Magnoliopsida; Fagales; Betulaceae
Exons: 2
Coding region: 1-1350 (449 amino acids)
Source: RefSeq, a predicted model, not a curated record